Messenger RNA from Periconia digitata, 843 nucleotides. The record is from the annotation of a GenBank genome assembly. NCBI's taxonomy places the organism in Eukaryota, Fungi, Ascomycota, Dothideomycetes, Pleosporales, Periconiaceae.
CUUUGUCAGUGCCAAUUGUGCUGCCAAUAUAAAACCUCCGUUAAUAUAAGGUCAUCGUCAUCCUUGACUCACAUGCUAUCUAGUUCAGGUCACCCCGAGUUGCCAGUACAUUGUCCACCGCUUGCAUAUACCCGUUCACAACAAACAUGCACAGAGUUGCCUAGGUGCAACCUCGGACGGUGUUUGUUAUUUCGCAUGCUUAAAAUAGUGAUGCUGGUCUUCGUGUACUCAUCAAGACACCUAAAGGAACAAACAUAUGUCUAUGAGCGGAGAUCGUGGCUUCUGAAAUCACACAGAUGUUCACUUGGAAUUGAUUCACGCGCGAUUAAGUAAAGCCGAUAGGGCUGCAGGGGCUAGACUGAGUGUUCCAGAUACAGCUAACUACAACAGCGACCCCAGCCGUCUCCCAGACAUCUAUCCAACAGGACCCGAACAGAAAUAAACAGCAAUAACGUCAGUGUGGAUCUGUUGGAUGGCAUGAGUGCGUAUCGACAAGUCCAUCAUCCCUCCUUCUCGCACGAUGCACCGGAUCAUUCCCGCUCACAGUGUACCCUCGGCGAUGUACCAGGGAAAUUUAUGAUGUUUGUGGACUGCGAUGGCGUGUUAUUAUGGCUUGAGUCCGGUUAUAUCCGGUUGUACGAACUUUUGUACAAUAAUAUACCAGCCAACAUGCAAGGCUGCAAAUUACUAUUGUCAACAAAGAAUAACACCUGCUACAGUAUACCAUUCAUUGAUGUUUCUGUUUCUUUUUGUUCCAAAUGGGCUGAUUUUGCAACAGCAAACUACCCACCUUGGUUACCAUUAAUGGAUGCUCUCCGUGCUAGAGUUCGUUUGCUCAUAUGA